CAUUUUGGAAGUGUUUCUUUCAGUGUUGUAUCGUUUAAGGUAACAAUGACUCUCUUAAGUAAAUUUGGGAGUAUACUUAGGCAGGCCACAAGUAUGCUGGUCAAUGCUCAGUUGUCCAUAUCAAAACCAGGCCUCUUUCAAGUGUUUAGAAGCAUGUCAACGUCGCCAAGCUCAAAACUUUUUGUUGGAGGUAUUUCUUACCAAACGGAUGAUCAAAGUCUGAGAGAAGCUUUUAGCAAAUACGGUGAAGUUAUUGAUGCAAGAGUAAUUGUGGAUCGAGAAACGGGUAGGUCAAGAGGGUUUGGCUUUGUCGGUUACACAAGUACUGAGGAUGCUUCCAGUGCAAUGCAGGCCUUGGAUGGACGGGAACUCCAUGGUCGUCAAGUAAAAGUAGCCUACGCAGCUGAGAGACCUCCUCGCAACUUUGGAGGUGGAGGUUUCAACAGCAGUUAUGGCGGCAGUGGAUAUGGUGGCGGCGGUGGAGACUAUGCCAGCAACAACGGUUUCUUUUCUGGAAAUUAUGGAGCUAAUGCUGGAUAUGGUAACACUGGUGGCGGUGGUAGUGGUUAUGGAGGCCAAGGAAAUUACGGUGGCGGUAAUAAUUAUGGCUCUGGUGGUGUUACAUAUGGAAGCAGUUUUGAUCAAUCUGGUAAUGGUUUUGUAACCGGUGCUUCAGCCGGACACGGAGGUGAUGGAAUGGGAUUUGCUGGUGGCGAAGACGGGUUCACAGUAGAAACAGGGGGAGAUCAUGAGGGAAAUGAUGCACUGACUGAGAACACAAGAAAUGAAGAGUUUGACUUUGCCAAGAGGGCAUGAAGUAAAAUGUUUGAACUUUGAGAUCCAACUUAGUUCUUUAAUGGAGUAUUUGUUUUGGUUUUAGUGUUCCGUUCUCUGAACUAGUUUUGUUUGUCAUUCUUAUGCGUUG
Molecule: messenger RNA, 925 nt
Organism: Hibiscus syriacus
Lineage: Eukaryota; Viridiplantae; Streptophyta; Magnoliopsida; Malvales; Malvaceae
Product: glycine-rich RNA-binding protein 3, mitochondrial-like
Exons: 5
Coding region: 46-816 (256 amino acids)
Molecular function (GO): RNA binding
Source: RefSeq, a predicted model, not a curated record